Molecule: messenger RNA, 1135 nt
Organism: Chara braunii
Lineage: Eukaryota; Viridiplantae; Streptophyta; Charophyceae; Charales; Characeae
Source: the annotation of a GenBank genome assembly
CUGACGAAGUUUGGCGACGAAGAUCGAAGCGAAGACCAGCGGCGAUCGAAGCGAAGACCGGCGAGCGAUCAAGGUGACUUCAACGAUCAGGCGAGCGCAAUCCAAGAUACUCCUGCAUGUACGCAAGAGGAGCAGGUCGAGGUCGGGGCAGGGGACGAGGAAGGUGGUCGGGCUGUAAUAGGUACUGGAUGGAGUACCAAAAUACUCCUCCAGCCACUAAUGCGAUUGCGCAGCCCAGCCCGUCUCCCGCACCAGGGGUAGUUCCACCAGUGGCGUAUCCCCUGUAUCCAUACGGAUGGGUUACUCCUCUGGUCCAACUGCCGCCACCUUCGACGUGGCAACAAGGGGCGAUGAGCUACCCUCCGCCUGCGAGGGAGAGAGAAAAGCAAGGUCCAGCCGCAAAUGCCUUUCCAGGCCCAGGUAAUAGGGCCUGGUUCACUCGUGAGCACUUGGAGCUCAUUGAGAGAUGGAAGAAUAGAGACCUGCUCGAAGAUUCGAAACGAAAGAAUGAAGAAUCUGGAGAGUGCAGCAAGAGCGAGAACACGAGGAAGGCAAAAGGGAAAGCGAAGUCCGAGGAUGGCGAGCAGAGACUGAAGAAUUGGAUGGCCACAAAUUUCGGCGCUUCAUUCAAGAAGAUUGCGGAUAAGCUGGACGAAGUGGAUAAGAAGACGAAGGAAGCCGAUCACGAACGAGUGAAGCUUAUGCAGAAGGUCGCUGAAUUAGACACAGGUCAUAACGAGGACGCCGGGAGCAACGAGAAACGGAAACGAGUCAUCAACGCGAACUCACCCUUACCGGAAAGACAGAAGUCGAGGUCGCGGUCACGCAGCGGCGGCAUUAAGAUCCGACAACCAAGCAUUUUGGUUUCGUCCGAUGAUGAAGACAAGAACAGCGCCCCGCAGAGAACGAAGAUCGAAGGUGAACCAAGCGACCGCACCGAUGAGCCAGUAAAGCUCGAUGAUGUCAUGAAGAUGUUGGCUAUUAUAGCCAACAAAGUUAAUCUUGAGGAUGCCUCCUGAACUGAGAAGGGCGAGGGGGCAGAUGCGACUAAGGCCAACACUGUGCACAACACUGAGACUACGGAUGGUAAGAGCGAGGAGUCCGACGAAGAUGCAAACAAACUACUGGUCAACAG